This is a messenger RNA of Sphaeramia orbicularis (orbiculate cardinalfish), 1757 nucleotides long. Its product is annotated as actin, cytoplasmic 1-like. NCBI's taxonomy places the organism in Eukaryota, Metazoa, Chordata, Actinopteri, Kurtiformes, Apogonidae. The record is from RefSeq and is a predicted model, not a curated record. Bases 158 to 1285 code for a protein of 375 amino acids. The transcript has 9 exons.
UUAUGGACAACAGAGACGACGGCCCAGUGCUGAAAUAAAACCAGCGGCGUUUGAGUCGAACGGCGCAUUCACCGAGUGCAGAGACAGACGGAGGGACCUGAACGCACCUGGACACACCUGAACGCACCUGAACUCACCUGAACACAGCUACACAGACAUGGAAGACGACGUCGCCGCCCUCGUCGUUGAUAACGGCUCUGGUAUGUGUAAGGCGGGGUUCGCCGGAGACGACGCCCCCCGUGCCGUCUUCCCCUCCAUCGUGGGUCGGCCCAGGCACCAGGGUGUGAUGGUGGGGAUGGGCCAGAAGGACAGCUACGUAGGAGACGAGGCCCAGAGCAAGAGGGGGAUCCUGACCCUCAAGUACCCCAUCGAACACGGCAUCGUCACCAACUGGGACGACAUGGAGAAGAUCUGGCAUCACACCUUCUACAACGAACUGCGAGUGGCCCCUGAGGAGCAUCCAGUCCUGCUGACCGAAGCUCCACUCAACCCCAAAGCCAACAGAGAGAAGAUGACCCAGAUCAUGUUUGAGACCUUCAACACUCCUGCCAUGUACGUGGCCAUCCAGGCCGUCCUGUCGCUGUACGCCUCCGGGAGAACCACAGGUAUCGUUCUGGACUCCGGUGACGGUGUGAGCCACACCGUUCCCAUCUACGAAGGCUACGCUCUGCCUCAUGCCAUCCUACGUCUGGACCUGGCAGGCAGAGACCUGACCGACUACCUGAUGAAGAUCCUGACCGAGCGAGGAUACAGCUUCACCACCACAGCCGAGCGCGAGAUCGUCCGUGACAUCAAGGAGAAGCUGUGCUACGUGGCUCUGGACUUCGAACAGGAGAUGCAGACAGCGGCAUCAUCGUCUUCUCUGGAGAAGAGCUACGAACUGCCUGAUGGACAGGUCAUCACCAUCGGCAACGAGAGGUUCCGCUGCCCCGAGGCGCUGUUCCAGCCCUCCUUCCUGGGAAUGGAGUCUGCCGGCAUCCACGAGACCACCUACAACAGCAUCAUGAAGUGUGACGUGGACAUCCGCAAAGACCUGUACGCCAACACCGUCCUGUCCGGUGGAACCACCAUGUACCCGGGCAUCGCAGACCGCAUGCAGAAGGAGAUCACCGCCCUGGCCCCGCCCACCAUGAAGAUCAAGAUCAUCGCUCCCCCAGAGAGGAAGUACUCGGUGUGGAUCGGCGGCUCCAUCCUGGCCUCCUUGACCACCUUCCAGCAGAUGUGGAUCAGUAAGCAGGAGUACGACGAGUCCGGCCCCUCCAUCGUCCACCGCAAGUGUUUCUAAACCCACGGCGUCCACCCGGCCCUCCAGCGGUCCACCCGGCCCUCCAGCGGUCCAUCCGGCCCUCCGACGGUCCGGCGGUCCAUCCGGCCCUCCGACGGUCCACCCAGCCCUCCGACGGUCCACCCGGCCCUCCGGCGGUCCAUCCGGCCCUCCAGCGGUCCACCUGGCCCUCCGACGGCCCGUCCAACCAAGACGCUGAAUCCACAAAGACCGAUCAGUGACUGUUGCGUUGUAAUGCUGGAGACCCUCAACGACUAAACCUGAACCACAAACGGCUUCUGUCCCGCUGAUCCGAUCCUGAUGGUCCAAUCAGAACCCAGUAUUAUCACUCAGCCUUUUGUACCGCCUCCUCCCCUCCAGCUGUUUCUGUCUUAAUGUAAACACCAGCAGGUUUCACUUUUCAUCGGUGGACCCCAGGUUCAUUAGUACCACUCAUCAAACUCUUCAAUAAAACACCCAGUUGCCAUGGUUA